This is a messenger RNA of Cucurbitaria berberidis CBS 394.84, 736 nucleotides long. RefSeq names its product DUF1903-domain-containing protein. The record is from RefSeq and is a predicted model, not a curated record. The transcript has 5 exons. NCBI's taxonomy places the organism in Eukaryota, Fungi, Ascomycota, Dothideomycetes, Pleosporales, Cucurbitariaceae. Gene Ontology annotation, cellular component: mitochondrial intermembrane space. The coding region runs from base 123 to 365 and encodes 80 amino acids.
GCUUUACCUACAGGACUACCGUGUCUUACUUCCGAAGUUUUCGCUAUAUUGUUGCCUAGGCGAUCCCGUACUGGACUCGGAGACAGUCAUCUGAGGCAUUGCCCCUGUCCACGUGAUUCACCAUGGGAGAAUUAAAUAUGGAUGUCAAGACGGACCCUCCAUGUCAUCCGCGAGCAUGUGCAAUUCAGAACUGUAUUCAAAGGAACAACUACAACGAAGAGAAGUGCAGGAAAGAAGUGGAUGCAUUAUAUGAAUGCUGCAACGCCUUUUAUGAACAGAAAGGAGAAGACGCAAGUACCGUGAGCUGUCCGAAAUACACACUCCUCAAACUGAAGAUGAAGCAAAGAGCCCAAGGAUCUUCGUAAAACCUCGAUAGCCCAUAUGAACAGCGAACUCCGUUUCGGAGCUGUGCUUUGAGCACCUUGCACACCAUUCUCAUAUCAUAAUGGGGGUUGAAGGAGGCUAGUAAUGCACAGUUGGAAGCAGGACCGGACAAGCGCCUUGUCUCAAAGCUACACAGGCGUCCUUAAUCAUAAUAUGUAACACUUCCUUUCUCAUCCGCACUGUCAAGCUCCCGAAGGAAAUCCAGCCAGGUCACCAGGAAGUGUAUUGCUCUGAGGUGGACAGUAGCGCGUAAAGAGGCCACAAUGGACCUGUUCCAGCAACGAAAUCUGGCAACGUGACUCUAACAUACCACCUGUGGUAUGUCAAUGAAGGGACGGGGCAACAAGCCCUC